Molecule: messenger RNA, 5706 nt
Organism: Panthera uncia (snow leopard)
Lineage: Eukaryota; Metazoa; Chordata; Mammalia; Carnivora; Felidae
Gene: FAM241A
Product: family with sequence similarity 241 member A
Exons: 2
Coding region: 187-588 (133 amino acids)
Cellular component (GO): intracellular membrane-bounded organelle
Source: RefSeq, a predicted model, not a curated record
GCCGGUGACAGGAGAGGCCGGGCUGGGCUGGUACUUCUGGCACCCUGGCCGGCGGGGCGCGCUCGGGAGGCUCCUGUCUGUGGCCGCGCGGCCGAUCUCAGGGCGGCCCUCGUCUGACGGCCGCUGCCUGGCGUUUCACGCUUGGCCCCUCCGGCGGCCGUCCCGGCGGCGGGAGUUGGCUACGGGAUGUGCUCGGCCGGGGAGCUGCUUGGCAGCGGCAGCGGCGGGGAACGCGACGAGAACGGGGACGCACUGGCGGAGCGGCCGGCGGCGGGGACGGAGAGGGAGCCCGGGGCGAGCCCGCGGCGGCGCGGGCAGCGGCCGCUGGCGGAGCGUGAGCAGGAUAUUGAAGAAUCACAAAACCACACUGGCGAGCCUGUUGGAGAUGACUACAAAAAGAUGGGAACACUUUUUGGUGAACUGAACAAAAACCUCAUCAACAUGGGCUUCACAAGGAUGUAUUUUGGAGAACGAAUUGUGGAACCAGUAAUAGUUAUUUUCUUUUGGGUUAUGCUGUGGUUCCUUGGUCUACAGGCCCUUGGACUAGUUGCUGUUCUUUGCCUUGUCAUUAUUUAUGUGCAACAGUAAAAUAUGGCUAAAUAAGCCAUUGUUUGACAUUUGGUAGCCAGAUAUGUAAUUGGUGAAGUUCUAUAUUUCACUACAUGAAAGCCGAAAAAUUUGCCUUGUUUCAAAUUAUGUGCUGUUUUUUAAUUAAAUUUGUAAGUGGAUGUUGUUUAAAAUUAAACUCAACUCUUAAUUAUAACAGGGUUGAACAUACAUUUUGUAGCUUAUUCAAAAGUCUUGUUUUACUACUGUGAUCUGUGCCCACUUUUAAAUACCCCUCCCUAUUCCCAUGCCAAGUCUUAACACCACCAAAAAGUGGGCAGGAAAAAUAACUGGAUAUGGGAUUCAAAUAGGGCAAUAGAGGUGUUGUAAAGAAUUCCAACAAAACAUUUUAGAAUAAAAAGGAUGAAACAAGGAUAUUUAAAAUGUUUUAACGGUAGAUUUUCCCCACCCAUACCCACCAAAUAACCCCAUGUUAUUUGGGAAAUAAUUUGGAUAUCUGUGGUUCCUGCUCAGAUCAAAUCAAUAUAAAUGGUAAUUACUAUACACUACCUUAAAAUUGUGAUAAAAAUCAGUAAAGCUAGCACAUUUUCUAAAGAUUGAAAAGAAUAUAUUUAUUAUGGCUGGUGAAACUUCCCAAGUUCAAUGUAACUUUUUUAUAAUGUAACACUUGGGCCUGGAAUCACUUCAGUAUAUCAUUUGAAGUUUUAGACACUUUUGGUGCUAAUUACCUUUUGUGAAUUUUUUAACUCUCAUAAGACAUGUCUAUUGCUGGCUGUACCCCGUGGCAAUGCUGUAUUUUCUUGUAUCUAACAAGUUGCAUAUUUUUUUCCUAGAGAGACAUUUUCCAUGUAUUUUUUUCCAGAAAUUUACAUUUUGUAGUUCUUUUAUAACAAUUAUUCUAAGAUUUAAAAAAUCUAUUUCCUAUUUUGGCAUGGAUUUUUCCCCCAAAAUUGAUUUAUAUUAUGGCUGAAAUUUUUUACUAUGCCUUUAAGAAAACAAAAAAAAAUCAGUUCAUUUUCUUUGAUAUUUGUAUUGGAAAGGUUCAGUAUUACAGUAUAAAACCAAAUGCUUAAAUUUGGAAUUUAAUAGCCAAUUGUAAUAAUAUUCCUCUAAGGCUAAAGCCAAGUCAGUAAUUGGCCAGUCAUGUUAUUAGUGUGUCUUAAUUCAGUGCUUUGGGAUUUUAUAUUGAAAUAAGCAUUUCUUUAAAUACACUUUAAAAAUAGUAAGUGGCUUAGUGAUAUUUUGGAUUUUGUUAAAGAACCUAAAACCUGUACACUUUUGUCUCAAAGACGUUCUAUAUACAUGAAGGAGGGGUACUAAAGAUAAUUAUCUAAAAACUCUAAGUAAGGGGAAAAUGGGACAAUGGAAUAUUUUUGUCUUUGGCAAGGCAGUAACUAAAGAGUGUAAAGUGUUUAAUAUUCCACGUUGUAAAGUUUUUACCCAAUCCUGUUUUAAAAAUUUAUUCUAGGGGCGCCUGGGUGGCUCAGUCGGUUAAGCGUCCGACUUCGGCUCAGGUCAUGAUCUCGCGGUCUGUGAGUUCAAGCCCCGCGUCAGGCUCUGUGCUGACAGCUCGGAGCCUGGAGCCUGUUUCAGAUUCUGUGUCUCCCUCUCUCUCUGACCCUCCCCCAUUCAUGCUCUGUCUCUCCCUAUCUCAAAAAUAAAUAAACGCUAAAAAAAAUAAAUAAAUAAAAUAAAAAUUUAUUCUAUAAGUUCUCAGCAUCUUCCACGUUGAAGCAGAAAACUGAUUAAAAAAAAAAAUGUUCAAGUUAGAUUUCUAAAAUCAGAUAAUCCUGAACACAAAUAUCAAUCAGAGGGCACUAAAAAAAUAUUGUGUAUUUGUAUAAAUACAGACCUUUUAACGUUUGACAAAAAAGGAAGACUUUGUACUAUAUCAUUGUGUUUUUAUUGGGUUUGAAAUAUUUUUAUAGUAACCUUUAUGAAUUUAGCCUAAGUGCAAGUUAUUUGAAAAGGUGUCUUCAUUUGUGUACAGUAGAAUUGUGAGGUUAUUAAGAGACAUCAUGAGAUUUUGUCUAUCUGAAUUAAAUAUUAAAAAGUGCAUUCUUUUCUAAUGCUACCAAGAAUUUUAAUUUUCUUUUGGAAUAUAAAAAAAGAUACAAUAUGCAUAAUAAUAGCUCUGGUUCCACCAGUGCUAAUAUUGAAAAUAUUUUAAAAGUAAGUUUAAAUAGUAAUUAUUUAGUGUACUGCCAAUACUAUGUAUCUAUACACUGCUGUUAAUAGAGUACAUGUUAAAUUACAUAAACAAAUGAGAUAUUUUGCUACUCUUCCUGCAUUUUUGUAUUGGUUAGAGCAAUAUACCAUCAUAUUGUUUGCUUUGUUAGGGAAAAAACAGACUGCUUAUUUGAUGGAAAUAAUAUAUUUUCUUUUAUGAAAUAUAAUAGAAUGUAGUUAAUACUUAUACCCUGAAAUGAAAAGAAACUGGUCACUUCUUUGGUUCAUGGUAUAAGGAAUUAGAUGAAAAAUGACUCUCAAUCAUUUCAAUCUCAGAUACAAGCCAAUUUUAGAAACUGUUACUCCUUAUGAAUAAAGACACGGAAGUUACAAUGCUAAGGUUAUUAGAUUAUUCAUGUGUAUGUAAUUCAUACCACAGUUCUCAAUUCAAAGGGAAAGGUCAAGAUCUACAAAUAAACUGACUACACAUGAAUAGGUCAAUUUUCCCUCAAGUAGAAACUCAGUAUUUUGUAGAAUUCAGUUCCCUCAUAUCUUAAGCUGUGAUCCGCAAGGUAGUUUCCCGUUCCUGGCCACCAGCCAAUCACACUUGGUCCAGUAGUGUGCUGGAGCCAGUUUGCACUGACUUGCAAGGGACAGUUGUGUACAUCCCCCUAGUUUGCCUUCAGUAACAUCAGUUGGUAGCUUGAAAUUGUCCGUGAAGGGAGUAUUCACAUUUACACUAUAAAAACUGGCAAACACAACAAAUCAGGGCUCUUUUUUUUUUUUUCCUGGCAAGCCAGUUAUUAAACAUAUAUCAGCAUGCCACCUAUUAGCCACUCUAGAGGUCACAUCCCCGUUUUGACUUCUAUGGAUAUAAAAGGAAGCAUGUUGAGGCAAAUCCCCAUCAACCAAUGUAAAACUGUAUUUGGAUCUUUUCCAUGUGGGAAUUAUGAAUUACGGUUGUCUUCUGACCAGCACAUCUCUAUGUGUUUUGAUCAGAGAAAAUCUCUCUGGGCUGUCGCUGAGCUGCACGUAACGUUAAAGGCUAUCCAAAUGAUCAAGAAAUAAACAGUUAUAGAACUGAUGGAAGGAAAAUUACAGCAUGAGGAAAGAUUCAUUGCGAAGUAGAAAGUUCAAAAUAGUCAAAGCUAGAUAUUGAGCAGUCCAAGGCUAUUUGGUUUGUAGAUUAUAUUUAACAGUUAUUUUACAAAUGUUUACUGAUUUUAGGUCAUGUUAAAUGUUUUUAUUGUCAACCCAUGUCUUCACAAGGUAAAAGAAGACAAACAAUAGAAGACUUUCAUACCUGUUAAUACUUGUAGUACUAGACUUGGCCAAGGAGAAUAUAAGGAGAACACAGUCUGUUUUCUCAUCACCUUACACAUUGCCUUGAACAAUGUCACCACUCCCAUGGCAUCAGUUACCAUUUCAUACUAACAGCUCUCCAUUCUGUAUCUCCAGUUCAGAACACUGUACGAAUAUAAAAUCCAUACAUUCAAUUGCUUGCCCAACAUUUGUACUUAUUUAUCCCUUAGUACCUCUGAUUCACUGUAUCCAAAAAAACAAAAAAUAAAAAAUAAAAAGGAACUCAGGAACCUUUUCCCAAACCUUUUUAUCUUUCUGUGUUUCCAAUCUCAGCGAGUGAUAGUUGUCUCAGAAACUGCCCACAUAUAACCAGUCACCAAGCCCUGUCUAUUUUAUUUCCUAAAACAACGUCUUUAAUCUUUACGCUUCUCCUGAUUCCCAGUAUCACUAACUUGGUUCAUACCCCCUUCAUCUCCCUAGAUUGCUAUCUCAGAAUCCUAGGUGGUCUCCCCUGCCUUCGUUUUCCACGCCACAGUCAGAAUAAUCUUUCUAAACCAUAACUCUGAUAUCUUUGGCCUAAAUCUUUUCAAUCGCUUCCUGUCGCCAUUAUGAUAAAGUGCUUACUCAAUCUGUUUUAUAAGGCUCCUCAAGAACUGGUUCUUGUAUACUUCAUCUCUCUAUACUACUACCAUCCCUUUCUAAGACUUAGCUUUAGGAAUUAGUUUUUCUGUUCCUUGUGAGAGAAGUACUUACUCACUUCCAGAACUCUGUACAUGCUUUAGCUUCUUUAUUUAAUCCCUCCCCACCAAACUGACCAACACAUCCACAGCUUUAAGACCUUCAGACACAAUGUCCCCCAGGAAAAUUUCUCUGACUCUUAAAUCCAGUUUUGAUAUUUCAUUUGCUCUCUGAGAACCCUGUGCUUCCCUUAUCAGCACUUGUCAUGCUAUAUUAUAAUAUAACUAUAAUAUAGCUAUUAUAAUAGCUUAUUUGUCAGCUUCUUCCUUUAGACAACAGACUUCACAAGGGUAGAGAACAUGUCUAACUGGUUCAUAAAUUGCAUUGUCAAACACAAUGCCUGGCACAUAAUACAUACUCAAAAUAUUUAGCAGAUUAAUAAACCACCUUCAUUUAUUCGUGUACUUCCUAUAAUGCGUUAACAAAGAUUUAGCAUUGGUUGUACUUUAGAGUUCUUUAACUCCAAAAGUAUGCUUAUUGUGCAUAAAGAAAGUGAAUUGAUGUAUAUGUUAUCAUUUACAAAGUUUGUUCACUUUUAAUGGAAGAAUAUAGCUGUUAUUUGCAUAUACAGUAUUACUACUAUUCACUUGCAUAUUUUUAGGAAACUGUGUGAAUUUUCAGUGUUGUACUUGGUAAAAUCACUAUUUCUCCAGAAAGGAUACUUUCGAAUGCAUAUGGUCACUGAUGCUACCUAAAUUUCAUAUGUUCCAGUAUUUUUCAAUAGACUUUUAUCUACUAAAUUUUAAUUAAAAAAAAAACAACACAGAAGUUGUGAGGAGGAAUUCUCAAGUAUCUAAGCUUGGGUAUUUUAGGCUACAGAAUAAAUUCACUACUAGAAUGUUCUAGUCACCCAGAUCAUAAAUGUUAAAUAACAUGUAUAUAAAGUGGUUUGUUAUUUUUUCCAAUAAAUAAUACUCUUUCACAACCUUA